GACUUUUAACCCAAUGUGGUUAUAUAUAGACCUGUUUAAUGGCCUUGGAAAUGUAUAUUGUCUUCAUAUCUGGGUCAGCGAGCAGUUAAAUCUAGCAGCCGCCGCAUGAUGUUGGCAAAUUAUCUUAUAAAGAAAAAUUCUUAAAGAAAAAAUUUCAACUUUGAUCAGGGUGGACAAACAGUGAACUUUUUGAGGCGACGGGCGUGUUUGUGUACUCCAAGUUCGUGUGCCAGUAUCUGUAUUGACUCAAAACAAAGCAUUGUUUAUCUUAAAACGUACAUUUUGCUAAGAGAUGAGUUAAGACGGUCGUUCUGCCAGAAUGGAUUCAGACAUAGAGACAGACACGGAUAAAAGAGACAUCGUUGUCAUCAUACGAUGUGUUCUCGUUGUCAUCGUGGGUGUCAUCUGUGUUUUCGGAAACCUGCUCGUUAUCAGAACUCUCAUCUUUUUCAAGUACCCGAAAAUUCCCAUGUAUGUAGCAAUAGGAGGCUUGGCUGUUGCGGACAUGGUGCGCGCAAUAUUUGGAGCACCAUAUUUUGUUAUAAUUUGGACAAAAAACGGCAGCAAAAUUCUUACUGCAGAUUGGUGCAAAGCAGUGUCUUAUCUGAGUGAUGUAAGCAUGUAUGUAGCGGCCUGUCAUUUAGUUGGACUGAGUGUGAUCCGUUGUAUUUUACUGAACGACAGAAUGCAUGUGCAUUCGUAUGUGAAGCAUGCCGUUAUUGGAUCCUUGAUAAUUUGGGUAGUGAUUCCCCUGAUGAAUAUUCCCGGGAUAAAAACGUCUUCCAAGAGUAUGGGGGUGUGUGUUGAAGUUGACACAGACUUAGAAACUACAACAGAGCGGAAUCAGUGGUUACGACUGACGUUUUCCUACGGUUUGCCUAUUCUAGUCAUUGCUGUGGUUUAUUUUUUAACUUACUACUUUUCGAAAAAGUUCUUUGCAGAGAGUUACUCGAGGAGGGAGCGUCGUCUUUCGAGAAUGGUUACUCUGCUGAUUUUGAUUUGGGCAGUGUUUAAACUACCAUAUGAAAUUACACGUAUGAUAACAUUUUACAGAUCUCGAAGGUUGGAGCAAUUGCUUACAAACACACCGCCCUCGGAAGUAUUAGAGUACGAGGAUGAGUUCGAGAAAUAUCUCAAUCUUGAAAAAGUGGACAAAAUUAUGGAAUGUGUUUCGUUGGUGGAUUUGGCAGCGAGACCAAUAAUAUAUAAUAAGUUUUCAUAUUAUUUUAGCAGAAGCUUUAGUGAGGUAAUUAACUGCACAAAUUGUCAAAACUCCAAGCCGUCAAAACGUUCCUACAGGAAGCAGCGCAGCGCCGACAGCAACAGCACGAACGUCACUGACGUUGUGGAGGCGCCGCUCAAUGUGUCAAGUAUGGAGAAGUUUACCGGAAGUGAAGAUGAACAGUUUAAUAACAAUGUUACGGACAUGGAUUCUAAGCACCAGGAACCGGAAGCGUCAGGAGAGGACGAAAUUAUUGUUUUGCCGCCAGACGACUUCGUGGAAAAAAUGUUGUCAUCAAAAAUAUAGUAAUGGAUCUCUUAUGUUUGCUGUGAAAUUGCCUUGUUCAUCUGAUGUAUAUACUCAGUUUCUGUGUCAUUUCCUCAAGUGUAUUUCAUAUUUUGUAAAUAAGUGCAUCCCGGUAUAUAAGUACGAAUUCCUCAUGCCUUAAACACGAGAUACCUCAUCUAUAUCUACAUGCUCAACUUUUACUGUAGUUGGAUAUUUAAUAUGUAAUGUAACUUGUACAGUGACCCUGUGUUGUGAGGAAUGGCUUACAUUCUCUCCAUUUCACCUCAUGAAGCUGACGUAAACUGAUAUUUAUCUACAAUGACGGAGAGGAAAAAGAGUUAUUCACCGGCUCUUUAUUUGUCGCUAGAUUUAAUUUAAACAUUAUACAUGCAGGCCUGAAGGAUCAGGGGUGGGGAUGGGGCAUGGGAGCGUGGCCCGCAAUAAUUUUGGCAAUAUAUACUUUACAGUGCUAUAGAAAAGAAAGUUAAAUUACAUUUGAAGAAGUGUAACCCUGUGACCUGUUAGUACCGAGCCUCAAUAUUUAGUGGCCUUGGCAGUCCUUGUUAAGUGGGUUUUUUUUUCUGGCAUUGGAUUUCAGCUCAAGUGACGGGAAAUCUUUCAAUUGGAUAAGGUGACCAUUUGUUAAAUGUAAUGUAUUACUUGCUUUAGCAAGAAACAUCACCGUACAAAUGUGCCAGGUAUUUUCAUUCAUCAUGCAACCUGUCGUUCAAAUCACGGGCAAUCAUGUUCACCUUCAUUUGCAUGUUUUAAUAGUGACAUUUGUAUUUUGAACGGUAGAAAUAACCUUGUCUCGUAGAAGAAAAUGCUCUAGUUUUUGAGAGGUUUUUAAACGACAAAGUUUAGAAGUUUUACAUAUUUUUGUAAAAAACUAAAUUGAAUGGCAUUUUUGAUAUGAUAUGGCUUUAAGUAAAAUUGUUGAUUGUACAUUUUAGUACAAAAUGCAGUGCUGGCGAAAAUAUAGGGCAUAUAUUCCAGAGUAUAUUUGUUGUGUUACAUUUUUCAAGACUAUUCACCUGCGUAAUUGAGAGAAUUUUUGUUAUUGUUCAAUUCCUCUCUGCAGUUGAAACUCUAUAUUCCACUUUUAGCUUACUUAAGCCAGGGGCUCUAAUGAGAUUUCUUGUCGAUUGUUUUGUUAUCUAUCUGUGUUACAUUUAUAUAAUUUUUUUUCUGGAGCCACUUAACAAAUGUCAACCAAGCUUUGCAGAAAGUACAUAAGCAAGUGAAUUGAAGAUGCUCCGACUCGCCAGAUCCUGUCUAGAUUGGAGGUUUCUGAACCAGAAUUAACGAAUUAGGGGUUUCUUGACCAGAAUUAUUGUAACAAAAAAAAUAUGGAUCCUUCUUGUGAAGGCCAACAAUGAAAUUAUGGUCUUUUGAUGAUGCUAGCGCACGUUUGUCCGUUUUAAACAAGGCAUGAUUAACAUGUCUGUAUAGAUCUAAAAUUUUAUUUCAGAUACCAGUACAACCUUUUAAAUUGUUAUGGACAUGUAUGCUUGAUUUUGAGUAUUUUAUUCUUAUAAGGGUGGGAUCUGUGUUGAAACAAAUUCAGUAAUUACCAUGACAAAAAUCACCUAAGAUAAUCGAGCUUUGUGGUCCAUGAACUUUCUAUCUAAGAAAGAGGUUAUAAUUUGUACGUCAUAGAAGAUUAUUUGAGAAUUUUUGAAAGUUUACUAACUUCUGUCUGAGAAGUUUUUGCAACUCAAAAUAUAGUAUACGACGGGUAAAAUUCAUGAGCUGGUGAAGUUGUCACUGUCAUUCUUUUUUUUUAGUCAAGAAAAUUAUGUUUCGUUGUGUAAACCGUGUAACGUGUUUGAAUGUUUUUCAUUUUGAAUGUUCAUGUCACCGCUCAAUUGAAAUAAAAUUAAAAAAUACAAA
Messenger RNA from Saccostrea echinata, 3403 nucleotides. Its product is annotated as neuropeptide Y receptor type 2-like. Gene Ontology annotation, cellular component: membrane. NCBI's taxonomy places the organism in Eukaryota, Metazoa, Mollusca, Bivalvia, Ostreida, Ostreidae. The transcript is spliced from 2 exons. The record is from RefSeq and is a predicted model, not a curated record. Bases 320 to 1528 code for a protein of 402 amino acids. Gene Ontology annotation, biological process: neuropeptide signaling pathway. Gene Ontology annotation, molecular function: G protein-coupled peptide receptor activity.